AUGAAAGAGCUUAAGACAAAAAAGCUCUGGGAAAAGGUUGCAGAAAGAAGAGGGGUCAGCAAAUCAUUGGUAGUUAAAUGGAAGAAGGACCGGGAAAAACUUCGAAGUCAGCUAGCUCUCAACAAGACAAAGAAGAACAAAGGUGCAGCAAGACCUACACGGCAAAGAAGACAACUUGCGUGUGGAAAAGUAAAAGCCGAGAAGUUUCCACUUGCGGCUGAGUGUGUUGUUGUGGAGUUUAAACUCCGAAGAGCAAAAGGAUGCAAGAUUUCAAAACUGUGGUUGAAAAAGAAAAUGAAGGAGAGGUUGAGGCAUGUUACGGAAAAGAGGCAGCUCAGAAAUUCAAAGCUAGUAACAACUGGUUUCAGAGGUUCAAAAAGCGCCAUAACAUUGCUUUCCGGAGACGAUCGAACAAGAAAAAGUCUGCAGCCAGUGACGGUAAGGAGACAAUUCAGGGUUUCCACAGAAAUCUUAGAACAUCCCUCAAAACAACAAGACGGCGAAAUAAUGCUAAGCUGGAUGGUAAAUAUGGGCGUUGGCUACCCCAAAACAGGUACAAUGUCGAUAAAGUACCCCUUCCUUUUGUGACUGAUCAAGAUAAAACCUAUGAAAUGAAAGGGAGUGAGCAAGUGUGGGUUUCACAACCCUCAAGUGGCCUGGACAAGAGGCAAGCUACUUUGCACCUUUGCAUUUGGGCAGAGGGUCAACAAAACGUCAAGCCGGGUAUUGUAUUUCGGGGAAAAGGAAAUGUUAGUACAGAAGAGAAAGCUCAAUAUGAUGAGGGGGUUGACGUUUACUUUCAAAGCUGUGCCUGGAUGGACAGUGAUAUUAAUAUGCAAUGGGUAA
Messenger RNA from Porites evermanni, 846 nucleotides. The record is from the annotation of a GenBank genome assembly. NCBI's taxonomy places the organism in Eukaryota, Metazoa, Cnidaria, Anthozoa, Scleractinia, Poritidae.